Anopheles gambiae (African malaria mosquito) is the source of this 1737-nucleotide messenger RNA. RefSeq lists its product as uncharacterized. NCBI's taxonomy places the organism in Eukaryota, Metazoa, Arthropoda, Insecta, Diptera, Culicidae. The record is from RefSeq and is a predicted model, not a curated record. The coding region runs from base 709 to 1494 and encodes 261 amino acids. The transcript is spliced from 2 exons.
CACAAGGCCCGAAUAGAAAUGACAGUGCUCAAUUGAGGGGUUACGUCGCCCGAAAAAGUAUUUACGGCGACAGAUAACGCUUUGACAAUGCCGGAUUGGCUAGGUAAACCCUGUAUCAAAGAAGAUAUAUUCGUUUGUUUUAUUACGCUAUCAUACAAUGAUGUCUCUAUUGAACCGUUAGUUCGGAGCCGUUGAUCUGGAGCCGUUGAGUCGUCGCCGGCCCCGGAACGGUGGGCCUGUAGCUGGCUCCGCAGCCGUUGGAGCGGAGCCGUGAGUGCAGAGCCGUUAUUCCGGAGCCGACUACGGAGCCGUUGGUGUGAAGCCGGCUCCGGAGCCGUCGGAGCAGAGCCGGCUCCGGAGCCAUGGGUGCGGAGCCGGCUCCGGAGCCGUCGGAGCGGAGCCGGCUCCGGGAAAAAGUCGGAGCCGGCUCCGGAGCCGUUAGUCCGGAGCCGGCUCCGGAGCCGUUGGUGCGCUCCGAAACGCCCAUCACUACCAGCGACUGUUGCCGGGAGCCGUUGGAGACGACGAAGGAGUUGAGCUUCCAUUUCUGCACAGCUUCUCGAGGCGAGCGGACGUGUUUCUCCAAGCCCGUACGUGCUUUCAAGAACAAGUUCGCCAGUGUCAAGAACAAGUUGGUGUUGGUGCGUGUGUGUAGUCGCGAUUGAAAAAAAAUUCUUUUGAUAGCGUCGCACAUCUCUGUGUCCAAUUAUGGAUCUAGGCAACAAAGACGCCACCGGCUCGGAUUCGUCGAACGAUGAUUUGGCGUCGCCGAGCUUUUUUGAUUUGUCAUCGCCGAUCUCGUCAAUCUCGCCGAUGGAAACGGAGGACGGGCCGGCGGCUUCGGCCUCACCCAUUCCGCCGAUGUCGGCGUCCCCGGAGCAGCAGCUGAUGGAUUUGUCGGUGGGCGGCGGGCAACCGGCGCGUCCACCGACGCGCCGACCGACGCGCAGAACGGCGAUGACGACCGGGGCAGGGCCGGUGGACGCAUCAGCGUCCUUUACGCGCCCGGUAGUGCUGCAGGACGAAGUGAGGUUGCGCUUGAUAGAGCGUCACUACAGUGCGGUCAACUCGCGGCCCGACACGAUUUUGGUGAUCGUACACCCCCCGCCGAUGGGUGCCGCGGGCCGCAGCGCGACACCGGCGCCCCCGCCAAUGGGUGCCGCGGGCCGCAGCGCAACAUCGUCGCGGCAGGCGGGGGAUGGUUCGGGCGCGAUCCGGCAUCGUCGGCACAGUACGGUCGGCACAUCGACGGCGGCAGGCGGGCAGCUGCGGCGAUCCAGGCGCACGGGGCGCGAGACGGUGAUGCCCCAGCUGGACGACAUGGCGGCGGUGGAGUGGGAAGACACGCGCAGCGGUUUGUUCUCGCCGCGCCCGGUACGCUGGACGCCACUGCCGGCCGCUGCCGACCAGCAGGCAGAGGCGGCUAGCGACGACGAAAUCAUUGCGCGCAAGCAGCGCCAAGCGGACUCGGAGAAGGAGAACAAGCGCGAGUGAGCGCUUGUGUUCCGGAGGACGUUUUUUUUACUUAAUGCGUUGAUGAACUGCUUUCUUGCAUAGAAAUGAACUAUCAAAAAAUCGUUAAUUUGAAUUCAGGCCUCAAUCGACACACAACCAUUUUAAGAUGCUAAGCGAGCCCGUUUGUGAGACACCCGAUGUGCCAUGACGAACAAUGUGAAUUACCAAUAAAGAUGAGUUCAACUACAAAGGUGUGUCGCUUGUGGGGCACCUGAAAAGCAA